Molecule: messenger RNA, 157 nt
Organism: Paraglomus occultum
Lineage: Eukaryota; Fungi; Glomeromycota; Glomeromycetes; Paraglomerales; Paraglomeraceae
Source: the annotation of a GenBank genome assembly
UGAAUGUGGUCUCACCAUAGCUAAAAAGCUUGAAACUCAUGAAGUUGGAGAUCUUACUGAGGCGUACUUACUAGAAGAACUGCACCCAAAGCGAGAACCUUUGUCGCGCGGAUUUGAUAGACCAAAGCCACCUGGGAGACGAACCCAUCGAACUUGA